CAUUAUUGUCUGUGACUCUGUGUGCCUUGGCGCUGUGACUUUCUGUAUAUACCACUACAGCUCAGCGAGUCAGCUGAGGUGUACAGGCGGGAGUUCCGAGAGAACGGAAGAACUACACAUCAGGGAUGCUGAUUGGAAGAAGCUGGGUCAUGUGACCAGCAGCACACAACCAGGAAGUGUAAGCAAACAGAGCGCACGGAGGAAGGAGCUGUGGAGUUAUACUAUUAAUAACAAGGAGAAAGCUUGGAUUCAAGCAGCAAUGGACUUUCUUUCAUCAGAAUCCCCAAGCCUCAACAAUUCCCCUAAGUAUAUUGGCUCCCCGGAUCCACAAAACAAUAUACCUGCUAAACAACCCAUGAGUGCCACCCUUCGAGAGAGGCUCAGGAAAAUGCGAAGAUCUUUCACUUCGCCAUGUCCAGUUGCCAAGCGGCUGAAAAUUGAUUGUGAAGAGAGCGAUACUCCUUCACAGUGUGCCAGCAAUCCCACCCCUACCCAGGAUGCUCAGGGAAGCUCCAUCGCGCACACACAUACUUUUGUCUCAUCUGUAGACUCUAGCCUUUCAGAAUGUCUGCCUUUAGUGGAAGUCUCCACACCAACCACUCCUAGGUAUACCAGCCAUCAGGAUUUGCUUCAGGAAAAAAGGAAGUUGCUAAAGCGAGUUGAAGAGAAGGAAAAAAUUCUAAGGAGAUUAAAAAUGGUUAAAUUGUAUCGCUCUAAGAACAAUCUCACCAACCUGCAGUCAUUAAUAGAGAAAUGGAGAAAAGGUAGUCAGCUUUUGCUCUAUGAACUCCAAACUGCUUUAACUACUGAGAAUAAAAAGAUUAGUCUCACGCAGCUGAUAGAAAGUUAUGGGCUGGAUGAGAAAUUACUUUGUUACAACAGAACAGAAGAAGACUUUGAAGAACCCUGACAAGGAAAUGUAUGAGGGGCUUUUUUUCUUGAUAUUGAUUUUACUUAUGCAUUUGCUAUUUGGAAGAACAGUUUUAAGUUCUCUCCAGGCAAAACUGCCUUCUGUUAAAAGGUCAGAACUGAUAUUUCAAUGUCUGGAAUAUGCUUGGGCAUUAAGCCACUAACACUUCUCCAUGUUUAGAGACUCUGGCUACAAGAUCUGUGUGUUUUUUGAGUUCUCGGACCUGCACACACAUUACAAGGUGGCUCCACUUUCCCUGUUGGAUUGUACAGUUUUUUUUUUACAUUGCAGAGAAUGUAACAUGCAGGGUGGAAAUACACCAAAGUGGGCAAUUGGACUCGGGCAGGAACUGUUGUGUGGAGACAUCGCCACAGGAGUUCCUGUGUGAUAAUAGGCGUUAUCAGCUGGCUCUGUCCAUGUGAUGCCGUAUAGAACCGCAAUAUCGUUUUUUGGUUUGACUUGCUGUUUAUUUUAUGAAAUGUUAAAUUAUUUUUUAGUAUUUGUAAAAUUUAAGAAUAUUUAGAAAUGAAUUCAUAUAUAAUUUGAUAGUAAUAAAAAGUUUGAAUGAUGA
Molecule: messenger RNA, 1481 nt
Organism: Rana temporaria (common frog)
Lineage: Eukaryota; Metazoa; Chordata; Amphibia; Anura; Ranidae
Gene: SFR1
Product: SWI5 dependent homologous recombination repair protein 1
Exons: 4
Coding region: 260-910 (216 amino acids)
Biological process (GO): positive regulation of DNA-templated transcription; double-strand break repair via homologous recombination
Cellular component (GO): Swi5-Sfr1 complex
Source: RefSeq, a predicted model, not a curated record